GCGUCUGGCCACAAUAGGCCUUCCCGGUUCCCGCAUUUUCUCAACCGCGGUCUGGCAACAACAAAGCAGAGCGCCGCGUGCACACACAUUUUCGGCGGGAAGUGGUGUGUUCCUUGGUUCCUUGCAUUACCGCGCACAAUGAGAGAAACAAAACAAGCUUCUCUAACAGCGUACUACAGUGCGAGAAAGGCAACCUUCACACCUGGCGUGAAGCACAAAGGUAAAGAGACAACUCAACUUCUCGAAAAGCAGAUUUUACGAACUCCGAAGUCUGACAAAGUCUCGCGGUCGUCCUCCUCCGAAUGUCAACCUGUUCCUUCAAAGCGACGUCGCUUGUCCAGUGCCUAUCGAAGUCCAUGCAAGACACCAGCUCAAGGUGUACGGGAUGCAGCGAACCGUGAUGCCCAGCAGUUAUCUGCGCGCAAACGGCUUUAUCCUCAAGAUGGUGAGGUGUCAAAUAAUAAAGCGGCGAAAAUUGAACGUACAACAAAAGGAGCCGACGUUUCAACUGGUGCGGCGUCUUCUGGACAAGGUACGAGCUCAGAGAGAGCUGACAAGCUGGAGAACGCGCUUAAGUUUGACAAAGUGGAUAUGCUGCAAAAACUGAAAGCUUCGGGCAAGCUAGGAGACCUGAAAGAAAAGCUUGACAUCAUUCAGAAAACGCAAAAUCAGCUCGCUGAGCUCAGGCUUAAGAAAGAACAGAGAAAGCCGUCAACAGAGUCACCAGCAUUUGUGAAGUACGAUCAUCUUACAGAAUCUGGUCCGCCAAGUUUGACUCUCCCCUACAGUUACAAGGUGUUGAACGAAACUUUCCGCUGCUGCGAUACUGUUGUCAGCAUGCUCUUCAACCGUAAGGAGAUUUGCACAUUUGAAAAGCUGAAGCAGUCUGUGGAAGAGAUGCAGAAAAAGCGCUUCGGCGAAAAACAGCUCGGUCAAAUCAAGAGGGUAUAUCCAAACUCUUACGAGUUUGCAUGGGAGAAAGUGAACACGCGAGGAAGCGGAUCAAACUGCCUCAAGCUAGUCAUCACACCACUGUUCUACAAUGCCACAAAGCGUCCAGAAACGCUCUCUGCCGUGGAACUGCUUAAACGACGCAAGGUAUUCAACUGCCAGCUGCUUGCCAUCGUGAAACGUCAUCACGAUAGCUUUCUGUCCAAGCUGGACCCUCCGAUGGCUGUUCCUUCAGAGUUGCUGACACGCUGGCAUCCAAAGUUUCCGUUGGAGACCAUUCCGGAGAUUGAGCCUGCAGCCCUUCCGCGCUCUCCACAGCAGACAACCUGUUCGUCCGCGAAGGACGUUCUAGACAGGUUCAAAGGGAAAAUGAACGAACGGAUCGAGAAAGCUCUCGAAAGCAUAGUCCAGUCACGAACGGACCCAACACCUGUAGCAGAACCAACGCCCUCUGCGCUGAAAGGAGUUUCUGCUGACUUAUUAGAACGCAUCCGGCAGCGCGAGACUCUGAAGCUGGUGAAGGAAAUGACAAUGAAGCCAGAGACCGAAAGAGAGCGUGCACAGCUGUCUCACCUGCCGGAGUUUAUUCGAAUCGUGAGAUCUCUGUUCCUCGCGGAACAGAAGGCAGCCCUCCCUAGGGACGAGCUGCUGAGGAAGGUCCGCGACAGCUACUCUACACUGAUGUCCGAGAGGGAGGUCGAGGCGUUGGCGGAGCAGGCGUCCAAGGUCCUUCCCGACUGGUUCAAAGUGUUGGCAAUCAAACGGGGUGUCUUUGUAAAGAUUGCCAAGGACAAGGAUGUCAGUGAUCUAGUUUCCAGGGUAAAGAAUAAGUUGAAUGAGUAGCGAUUUUUAUAGGUGGAUGUUUUUAACUGUUUUUAUAUGCCUUUUAGUGAGAACAGUCGAAACUUGUGCUCGAUGCAGUGCUUUUAAAAUACCUCACCGUUAUUUGUGAACUUUUCUCGCUGUCAUAUGUUGUACAUCAGCUUGUAAGGGAAGCGUCACCACCAUUUCUCAUUGUCUAAUAGGUUAAAAGUGCUGCAGGAUUUUCUUAAAUAGUGAUACCAGGAGACAUACGAUGCCUGCGUUUGAAUGAAAAUGUGCAUUUUAUAUGAUACGAGUUUGAUGCCAACUCCACGAGGGUUGCCUUAAAAUUGGUAUACCUGUAACACAUUACAGACAAUAAAAUAUUAAGCCUUUUUAUAAAAAAA
This is a messenger RNA of Ornithodoros turicata, 2159 nucleotides long. It is a transcript of the gene dup, whose product is annotated as DNA replication factor Cdt1-like. Gene Ontology annotation, biological process: mitotic cell cycle; DNA replication checkpoint signaling; DNA replication preinitiation complex assembly. Gene Ontology annotation, molecular function: DNA polymerase binding; DNA binding. Gene Ontology annotation, cellular component: nucleus. Bases 139 to 1794 code for a protein of 551 amino acids. The record is from RefSeq and is a predicted model, not a curated record. The transcript has a single exon. NCBI's taxonomy places the organism in Eukaryota, Metazoa, Arthropoda, Arachnida, Ixodida, Argasidae.